This is a messenger RNA of Myotis davidii, 1683 nucleotides long. RefSeq names its product transmembrane protease, serine 13 (gene TMPRSS13). Gene Ontology annotation, molecular function: serine-type endopeptidase activity; protein binding. NCBI's taxonomy places the organism in Eukaryota, Metazoa, Chordata, Mammalia, Chiroptera, Vespertilionidae. Gene Ontology annotation, biological process: proteolysis. The annotation marks the transcript as partial. The record is from RefSeq and is a predicted model, not a curated record. Gene Ontology annotation, cellular component: membrane. The transcript has 13 exons.
UCCACAGCAUCCCCUCCAAGGAGAGUGCAUCUGGUCAGAGCAACACCCGUGGGGGCCGCACCCAUCCGGGCCCCUCCUGCCACAUCAGCACCAGCCACCAGGGCCACCGGGGAGACCCCAGGUGCCCGCUCCCCCAAGUUCUCCUGGCAUGAGGGCCAGAAGCGGCUGCCGCUCAUCGGGUGCGUCCUCCUGCUCAUCGUGCUGGUGGCUUCCCUCAUCCUGCUCUAUGGGGGACGAGAGCCCCAGAGUUCGAGAGAGAUUGCAGUCUACUUCUGGAGGGGCCACACGAGGAUCAAGUACAAGGAGGCGGCGGAGAGCUGCCCCCGGCACGCUGUGCGCUGCGACGGCGUGGCCGACUGCAAGCUGAAGAGUGACGAGCUGGGUUGCGUGAGGUUUGACUGGGACAAGUCUCUGCUCAGAGUCUACUCGGGCUCCUCCCACCAGUGGGUCCCCGUCUGCAGCGACAGCUGGAACAGCUCCUACUCCGUGAAGGCCUGCCAGCAGCUGGGCUUUGAGAGUGCUUACCGGACAGGCGAGGUGGCCUACAGGGGCGUCACCAGCAGCGUCUCCAUCUCCAAAUACAACUCCACCCUCCAGGAAAGCCUCUACAGAUCUGAAUGCCCUUCCCAGCGGUACGUCUCUCUCCAGUGUUCCCACUGCGGACUGAGGGCCAUGACGGGGCGCAUCGUGGGAGGGGCACUGGCCCCCGAGAGCAAGUGGCCGUGGCAAGUCAGCCUGCACUAUGGCACCACCCACAUUUGCGGGGGCACGCUGAUCGACGCCCAGUGGGUGCUCACGGCUGCCCACUGCUUCUUUGUGACCCGGGAGAAGAUCCUGGAGGGCUGGAAGGUAUACGCCGGCACCAACAACCUGCAGCAGCUGCCCGAGGCGGCCUCCAUCUCCCAGAUCAUCAUCAAUGGCAACUAUUCUGACGAGCAGGACGACUACGACAUUGCCCUCAUGCGCCUCUCCAAGCCCCUGGCCCUGUCCGCUCACAUCCACCCGGCCUGCCUCCCCAUGCACGGACAGACCUUCAGCCUCAAUGAGACCUGCUGGAUCACGGGCUUUGGCAAGACCAGGGAGACAGAUGAGAAGACUUCCCCCUUCCUGAGGGAGGUGCAGGUGGGCCUCAUCGACUUCAGGAAGUGCAACGACUACCUGGUCUACGACAGCUACCUCACCCCCAGGAUGCUGUGCGCGGGGGACCUGCGGGGCGGCCGCGACUCCUGCCAGGGGGACAGCGGGGGGCCCCUGGUCUGCGAGCAGAACAGCCGCUGGUACCUGGCAGGGGUCACCAGCUGGGGGACGGGCUGCGGCCAGAGGAACAAGCCCGGCGUGUACACCAAAGUGACGGAGCUCCUGCCCUGGAUAUACAGCAAGAUGGAGGCUGAACACCUGGAAACCACAGUGUGGCGCCUGGAGACACCCACAGGCAUGUCCCGCGGAGGAGACGCCGGGAAGGGCCUGGAAGGUCACCUCGGGGAUUGUCGCCCCUCUGACCUGGACUCGGAGACGGGCCCAGAACACGCAGCCGCCGGCAGCCCGGUGACACCAGCACGUCCGGGUGGUGAUGGUCUCGUCGGAGCGCCCACGUCCCUGGCAGGAGGAGGCUCCGUUGGCAUCGCCAGCAUCUGCUCCCGCCGGCCCCCAGCGCUGUGUGUGGAGCUGCGAUGGCCAGGCUGA